CGGAAAAUCAUUCCCAUGUUCUUUUCUCAUCUCUUCCGUCCAGCCACUACUCUGAAAAUCAGACGCGCCCCUCUCCUAGAGUCAGACGCAGCAGCAGCACUUUCCACGACGCCAUGGAACCUCUUAUACUACACCCACUCUCUUAUCCUGCGCCUAUGCGCCUCCCCCCACUCCCUCAACCAAGCAAAGCAAGCCCAUGCCUUGGCCAUCAUCCACGGCCUCCUCCCACACAACGCUCAAACAUGCGCCGCCCUGAUGCUAUCCUAUGCCUCCUUAUCUGACACCCCCACGUCUCGGCUCCUCUUCCAACAGACCCCUUCCGUCAAACACCGGAACGCCUUCCUUUGUAAUACCCUCAUCAGAUCAUGCAACUGCGCUGGGGAUUACGCUGAGGCCUUUGCGGUGUAUAACCAGAUGGUCCGUGAUGGUGCGGUGCGGCCCGACGAUCAUACUUUCCCGUUCGUUCUCAAGGCCUGCGCAGACGUGUCGGCGAUCUGGAAGGGGAAGGAGAUUCAUGGGUCGGUUCUGAAAUUGGGUUUCGACAGGGAUGUGUUCGUUGGUAACACCCUUUUGGCUUUUUAUGGAUCGUUGAUGGUUUUAUCUGAUGCCCGCCGGGUGUUUGACGAAAUGCCUGAACGAGAUGUCGUGUCUUGGAAUUCGAUAAUUGGGGUGCUUUCGGUUAAUGGGUGUUUGUCAGAGGCGGUUGAUAUGUUUAUUGAGUUGAAAUCAAUGUCUGGGUUUAAGCCUAAUUCUGUUAGUGUUGUUAGUGUUUUGCCUGUUUGUGCGGCAUGCGGAGAUGAGGUGAUGGCUGAGCAGAUUCAUGGGUAUGUGGUGAAGGCUGGUUUGGAUUGUAAAUUGACUGUCUGUAAUGCACUUGUCGAUGUUUAUGGAAAAUGUGGGAAUUUAGAGGCUUCGGAACGAAUGUUCGAUGUAAUGCCUGAGAGAAAUGUAGUUUCUUGGAAUGCAAUUAUUGGGAAUUUAGUUCAUUUUGCUCAGUUCAAUAUUGCUUUGGAUAUGUUUAGAGAGAUGGUAGCUGCGGAGGAGAAGCCAAAUUCUUUUACAAUUUCCAGUCUGCUACCAGCAUUGGUGGAUUUCGAAUUUUUCAACGUGGGGAAGGAAAUUCAUGCAUAUAGUGUUAAGAUCGGUGCAGAAUCUGAUGUUUUCGUUGCCAACACACUUAUUGAUAUGUAUGCAAAAUCAGGUUGUUUGAGGGAGGCAACAGAUGUCUUCUAUGGAAUGGAAGUAAGGAAUGUCGUCUCUUGGAAUGCACUCAUUGCCAAUUUCACACAGAAUGGUUACGAAUUAGAAGCUAUUAGAUUUGUUGGCGAAAUGCAACUUCAUGGGGAAUGCCCAAAUUCGGUUACAUUUACAAAUGUUCUCCCGGCCUGUGCACGGAUAGCUUCUCUUCGAAGAGGCAAGGAAAUUCAUGCUCGGUCGAUCCGCAUUGGGUCCUGUCUUGAUGUGUUUGUCAUGAAUGCUUUAACUGACAUGUAUGCGAAAUGUGGAUGCUUGAACCUUGCAAGGAACAUUUUUGAGGUCUCAGUGAGGGAUCAAGUGUCCUACAACAUACUGAUCAUGGGUUACUCCCAGACUCCAAAUUGUGUGGAGUCUCUACAUCUGUUCGCUGAAAUGAGGCGUGCAGGUCUGAAGUACGACACUGUUUCCUUUAUGUGUGUUCUCUCAGCUUGUGCAACUUUAAGCGCAAUCAAGCAAGGCAAGGAAAUCCAUGGCUUGUUGGUACGAAAGCUUCUCCACUCACAUCUUUUCAUUGCCAAUUCACUUUUGGAUUUAUACACCAAAUGCGGGCGCAUUGAUCUCGCAAGGAAGAUAUUCGAUCGGAUGUUGGACAAGGACGUUGCUUCCUGGAAUACUAUGAUUUUGGGAUGUGGAAUGCAAGGCGAACCGGAAGUAGCAGCAGAUCUUUUUGACGCAAUGAAUGACGAAGGCGUGGAGUACGAUAGCGUUUCUUACAUUGCAGUUAUAUCGGCUUGUAGCCAUGGUGGGCUUGUGGAAAGAGGGAGAAAAUACUUUGAUCAGCUGUGUGGUGGAAAUAUUAGGCCAACACAGAUGCACUAUGCAUGCAUGGUUGAUCUUCUUGGGCGGGCCGGUCUUAUGAAAGAGGCAGCCGAGUUCAUCAGAGACAUGCCGGUCGAGCCAGAUGCCAAUGUUUGGGGGGCAUUGCUUGGGGCAUGCCGUGUGUAUGGGAACAUAGAGUUGGGUAGGUGGGCUGCAGAGCAUCUGUUUGUGCUGAAACCAGAGCACUCUGGUUACUACAUGCUGCUAUCGGACAUCUAUGCCAAAGCAGGGCGGUGGGAGGAUGCAAAUGGGGUGAGGGAGCUGAUGAAAUCAAGAGGGGUGAAGAAGAACCCGGGGUGCAGCUGGGUCAAGGUUGGCGACAGGAUGCAGGUUUUUGUAGCAGGAGAGAAGCGGGAAGCAGGGAUGUGUGAUGCUGAGUGUGGCUGAGAAAGGCUGAAUGGAUAGAGGAUGCAUUGCCCAUUUGGAAUUACUGAAGACAUGGUGUGGACACACUAU
Molecule: messenger RNA, 2532 nt
Organism: Magnolia sinica
Lineage: Eukaryota; Viridiplantae; Streptophyta; Magnoliopsida; Magnoliales; Magnoliaceae
Product: pentatricopeptide repeat-containing protein At4g14170-like
Exons: 1
Coding region: 16-2463 (815 amino acids)
Biological process (GO): RNA modification
Molecular function (GO): RNA binding; protein binding
Source: RefSeq, a predicted model, not a curated record